AAGGAAGAGGAGGGGAGCAGCAGCAGCAGCAGCAGCAUGAAAAAGCUAGUGAGCGAUCAAGGGAAAGAGAGCAAGAGAGUGAGGGAAAGGGAGCGAGCACUCUGAAUUGUGAGUGGCUUACGACACUCAGUGAACAGAAGGUGCUCCUGCAUGCGCUGUCAGUGUACUGCUCUGCUGCAAGGGAUUGUGUACUCCUUUGCUUUACCACGUUCACCGCGCCUGCCUGCCUGCCAGCCAGCCAGCGGCAGUCUCAAACAGCCUGUUCCUGCCGGCCGACAAAACACCGGGAGAGCGCGGGAGGUGACAGAAAAAAAACUGGGAGCCACGGGGUGAUGCGUGCGACUUUGAAACCAAGACGAGCCACUGAGAAGACAAGGAAUACUGGUGCACAAGAUAAAGCGUGAACAUGCUUCACCUCUUUCAAUCCUGAUUUGUAUUUUUUUUUUGCAUUGGUCACUGAAAGCAUGAUCACCCGCUUGAAUGGAUUUAAACCGUACAAGUGAGUGAUCGCUUCUACAGAUGGACGGUAAUAUGUGUUGACAGAUCUGCUGAAACUUAAGCGGGAAGGGGAGGAGAAAGCAGCGAGACAUUUGAAAAGAUUUUUCCUUGGUCCCCCCUUUUUUUUUUUUCUUUCUGUGGUUGUCUCUUCUUCCCUCUGAUCAUUGCAGCAGAGGACUGCGGAGGAGCAGAAGAGACAGAGCUCAUGUAUGCAGACAGGGGAACUUGCACUUCCUACCAUCUAGCUGAAAGCUACUUGGAUUCCUUCUCUUUUUGGCUCUUUCCUUUGAGGAGAACUAAGACAUUGUAAGCCUGCCAAGGAUCUGGUGUCCACUGAAAAGAGAAAAGGGAGGGAGCAAGAGGAAGGGGUGGGGGGGGGAUUUGUACCACAGUGGGGUCUUUUUUAGAUUCACACAUAAUUAGUGUUGGGGCACAAAGCGAGACGCUGAAUGGAGAUUGUCAGCUUUUGGAUAGGGGUGAGUAGGAAUCUUUUCAAAUAAGAUCAAUGAGGACAAUUUUAUUUUUUCCAUCCCCUCUACUCUCCACCCACCGCUUGAUUUCUUGCACAAGCAAGGAGACGUGCCCUCUAUCCUUUUGUAUUUUAGACAAAGAUUCCUUUGGUUGUCAAAGUAAACGAAGUGCAACAUCACCGUCUUCAGCUAGAAUACAAAAUUGCAACAAAUAUUAUUGCACUCAUUGAAUAUGAUGUGAUUGCUGCAAAAACAAUAUCCAGAGUGGUUCAAUGGACAUUUUCUCAGAGACAUCUCUGGAUACUUAUGCUAAUGGAUUUCCUUCUAAUUGGACUGUACUUAAAGUGGCCACUGAAGAAGCCCCCUGGGUUGAUACUGUGUUUGUUGGGGAUUUUUCUAAAAACGGUUCCCUCGGUGGAGGGGGUUUGUCCACGGCUGUGCCGCUGCGACAGCAAGCUGCUGUACUGCGAGGGUCUCAACCUCACAGACAUUCCCCGCAAUCUGAGCAGCGCCAUGGGCCUGUCCAUGAGAGAGAACAACUUAACCGAGCUGCGUGAAGGCCAACUGGUCGGUCUGUCGCAGCUCACCUGGCUCUAUCUAGAUCACAACAACAUUGACAUUGUAGAGGAGGGUGCUUUCGACAGGCUGAGACGGGUCAAGGAGUUGGACCUCAGCAGCAACCGGAUUGACAGUCUGCCAAAUGGCACCUUUAGGCCCCUCCCAAACCUGCGUAUUCUGGACCUCUCGUACAACAGGCUGCAAGCACUGGAGCCUGAUCUGUUCCACGGCCUUAGAAAGCUCACCAAUUUGCAUUUGCGCUACAAUGUUUUGAAAUUUGUGCCGGUGCGGAUUUUUCAGGAUUGCCGGAGCAUGCAGUUUCUGGACUUGGGAUACAACCAAUUGCAGAGCCUAGCGAGGAACUCCUUCGCUGGCCUCUUCAAGUUAACCGAGUUGCAUCUUGAGCACAACGAGCUGGUUAAAGUCAACCUCGCCCACUUCCCUCGCCUCAUCUCCUUACGUACACUAUACAUGCACAACAAUCGCGCUACUGUUGUCGUCAGCACCCUGGACUGGACAUGGAAUUUUUUAGAGAAGAUCGACCUCUCGGCCAAUGAAAUAGAGUCCAUGGAACCACAUGUUUUUGAGAGCGCACCCAACCUCAAGGUGCUGAUGCUGGAUUCCAAUCGGUUGACCUCUGUGGAUCAGCGCAUCCUGGAUUCUUGGUCAUCUCUGGACAGCAUAACCCUGGCGGGGAAUGACUGGGAGUGCAGUCGUAACGUGUGUGCUCUGGCCUCUUGGCUCAGUGCCUUCCGAGGCCAGCGUGACAGCUCCCUGCUGUGUUCAAGCCCCGACACCGCGCAGGGCGAGGACGUGUUGGAUGCUGUGUAUGCUUUUCAGCUAUGUGAGGGUCCCCCGAUGGAGGUCACUACAGCAGGCCUGUAUGCCUCCACAAGGGAUCUGUCCCAGGGCGGUUCGGUUUUCCUUGGCCCAUUUACCCCUAACCCUUACGAGGGUGAGGGCGGUGAGGUGGUAACCAGUUCUUUCACCGUCACAGUGGGCCACGAUGACCUGGAGAACACCAUGCAGAUCCACAAGGUGGUGACUGGCACCAUGGCACUCAUUUUUUCCUUUCUCAUCAUUGUGCUGAUGCUGUACGUGGCAUGGAAGUGCUUUCCAGCAGGAAUAAGACAACUGAGGCAGUGCUUCAGCAGUCAGCGCCGUAAGCAGAAGCAGAAGCAAAGCAUGCAGCAGAUGGCUGCAAUUUCUACACCGGAGUACUAUGUCGACUACAAACCUAACCACAUUGAGGGAGCUCUGGUCAUCAUCAAUGAAUAUGGCUCUUGCACUUGCCAACAGCAACCUUCUCGGGAAUGCGAGGUGUGACCAUGAUUUGUGAAUAAGUCUUUACCUGUUAUUUUCUGGAAAUACAGUAAAUCCCUUUUUGGAUACAAGGGGGAGGGAGUAUUGUGGGGAAGAAGGAAUACAUGGAUCUUUUGGGACUCUUUUUACACAGCAUCUCACUGUGAUUUGGAGGAGUGUGCUUCAUGCGGCUGACUGUUUUGCAGUGGAUUUAGUGCUUCUGCUAUCUACUGUAUAUUUGAGGCCACAGGGCAUAAUGGCCACGGGACUCUAAGACCUGUUGAUGCUCUACAGUAAACCGGAGAGGAAUACAUCGUGGGCACUGAGACUUUUCUCUCUUGGGUGGAUAUUAGAGCUUUAAUGAGUCUUUCUACAUCAGAACAUUUAAUUAUUGUGUAAAAAGAAACUGGGGACACUCAUAAGAUUAAAAAAAAUAACAAGAAGAAAAAAAAUAUUUGUAACAUGAUAAAUACAAUAUUUGACAAGCAUUUAAAAUAUAUAUAAAAAACAUGUUUAUGUUGGAUUCAAAUGUAAAAUAAAAGUCGGUGUAAAAUAUGUUAAAAAAGAAUGGCGCGUGUGGAUAGAACGUUAUAAAAGAUAAUCUAUUUCUUUUUUAAACUACAAAAAAUGUUGAAAUAAAUGAAUUGCUAUUCACAGUAAAAUCAUUUGUAUGUGAUAAGCCUGUCAGAAAGAAUGGACGACCAUAGAUGCUGUCUCUACACUAAUGACAGGAGGGAUACGUCUCUUCAGUGUAUCGAACCAAAAAAAAAUAAAUACGGAAAAAAGGCGAGCAGAGGGAUAUCUGCAUCCCAUCUCCAAUGUACUACCCAUGGUUCGUUAGAUCUCUUUCUUGUUUUAUCUUUCAUAUUUGUUGUUUUAUCAUUCAAUGUGUUGGCUCGCUAUCAGUGUAGUUUAUUUCCCUCUUCACAUUGCCUAUCUGAGAAUAGAUUCAACUGAUCUAUGACAUUUCAAUCGGCAAUCAUAUUACCAAAUCAUUACAUCACUAUCUGUGCACCAUCCAAGCAGAGUGUCAAAUAUCUAAAGCUAUGCCUCGUAUUGCCUCUCACCGUCUGGAUUUCACAGAGGAGCGAUGCCUCCUUCCACUGAAUCAAGCACACUAAAGGAAACAAUCAUCGAAACCAUGCAAACUUAAAAUUAAAAUACAAUGUAAAAUUGUAUCAGAAUCAUUGAAUAAAUUAUCGAGCAGCUUAAAGAUUUGCACAUAAAAUGCUUUUCACUGUGUUUUCAUGUGAUGUACGAUGUUUGUUGAAUACAAGGUCAUUUUGAGGUGUGUAUAUAUAUAUCCUUCUUCCUCUGGUGUUCAUUCUGUAAAUUAGUGCACUGACAGAUGUUGUGUUUCCGGGGCUCUUUGACAUGAACAGUAUGUUGUGGGAGAAGACGGGAAGUGAGAGGGAGAUGGAGGAUCACAGCUACUGCGGAAAGAGGGAACAGACUGCUCUCUAGUGUGCAUAGUCUCAUACUGUGGCUGCAUUUUACCGUGCACCCCACUCUGCCAACCUCCACAGCUAAGGAAACAUCAUUAUACUGAAUAUGCGGCGGCUUUUCUGAAAAAAUAUUCAAUGCAUCAAUCUGAAUCAUUUUUGUGUUAUUUUGCGAUAAAUUAAAGAUAAUGUUUACAACUUGUAAGUCAGCGGGAAUAAAAAUGUUUAAGAAA
Gasterosteus aculeatus aculeatus (three-spined stickleback) is the source of this 4503-nucleotide messenger RNA. It is a transcript of the gene lrrtm1, whose product is annotated as leucine rich repeat transmembrane neuronal 1. Lineage: Eukaryota; Metazoa; Chordata; Actinopteri; Perciformes; Gasterosteidae. Gene Ontology annotation, molecular function: protein binding. The record is from RefSeq and is a predicted model, not a curated record.